Monascus purpureus is the source of this 315-nucleotide messenger RNA. The record is from the annotation of a GenBank genome assembly. NCBI's taxonomy places the organism in Eukaryota, Fungi, Ascomycota, Eurotiomycetes, Eurotiales, Aspergillaceae.
AUGCAGGAUGGACGGCAGAUCUUCGGCCCUGUGGUAGUCGUUUCCAGCUUCAAGGAUGACGCUGAAGUGUUGGAAUGCGCUAAUGCUACCGAAUUCGGUCUCUCUGGCGCUGUCUUCAGCCAGGAUGUGAACCAGGCUUUAAGAGUUGCCGGUCAAAUCCAAAGUGGAACAGUCUGUAUCAAUUGCUGCACAAUGGUUGAUAUUCAGGCUCCCUUCGGUGGCUACAAGCAGAGUGUCUGGGGAAGAGAAUUGGGCAAGGCUGGAAUCCAAGCGUACACUGAAACGAAGACAGCAUUUAUGAACAUGACAUAUUAA